Molecule: messenger RNA, 1194 nt
Organism: Drosophila kikkawai
Lineage: Eukaryota; Metazoa; Arthropoda; Insecta; Diptera; Drosophilidae
Gene: Mdh1
Product: malate dehydrogenase 1
Biological process (GO): malate metabolic process; tricarboxylic acid cycle; oxaloacetate metabolic process
Cellular component (GO): mitochondrion; cytosol
Molecular function (GO): L-malate dehydrogenase (NAD+) activity
Source: RefSeq, a predicted model, not a curated record
CUUCAGAUCUGGUCACAUUGCUAAGAAAAGACAACACUGAGCUCCAAAGAAUUCGCGUUUUUACCUCGAAGCACCUGAUAAAUUCUUAAAAUGGCUGAACCAAUUCGCGUUGUGGUGACUGGAGCUGCUGGCCAGAUUGCCUACUCCCUCCUGUACAUGGUGGCCCGCGGCGAGGUCUUCGGCAAGGAGCAGCCCAUCAUUCUCCAUCUGCUGGAUAUUCCGCCUAUGGUCGGUGUGCUAGAGGGUGUGGUCAUGGAGCUGGCCGAUUGUGCUCUGCCGCUACUUGUGGAGGUUGUGCCAACCACCGACCCGGCUGUUGGUUUCAAGGAUGUGUCGGCCGCCUUCCUGGUGGGUGCCAUGCCCCGCAAGGAGGGAAUGGAGCGCAAGGAUUUGCUCUCUGCGAACGUGAAGAUCUUUAGGACGCAGGGCCAGGCACUGGACAAGUUCGCCAAGAAGGAUGUGAAAGUGCUGGUCGUCGGUAAUCCGGCCAAUACCAACGCUUUGGUGUGCUCUUCGUAUGCCCCAUCCAUUCCACGGGAGAACUUCUCGGCAAUGACCCGGCUGGACCAGAAUCGUGCCACCUCCCAGAUCGCCGCCAAGUUGGGUGUACCCAUUUCCGCAGUUAACAACAUCAUCAUCUGGGGAAACCACUCCUCGACUCAGUAUCCCGAUGCUGGCCAGGGCAAGGUCACAGUCAACGGUUCCUCAAAAUCGGUGGUUGAGGCUGUGAACGAUACGGCCUAUCUGCAGGGUGCCUUCGUCGAGACGGUCCAGAAGCGCGGAGCUGCGGUGAUCGCCGCCCGCAAGAUGUCAUCGGCCAUGUCGGCGGCCAAGGCCGCAUGCGAUCACAUGCACGACUGGUGGAACGGCACUGCUCCCGGCAAGUUCGCCUCGAUGGGCGUCUUCUCCGACGGCAGCUAUGGCUCGCCCAAGGAUGUGAUCUUCUCCUUCCCCGUGGAGAUCAAGAACAAGCAGUGGAAGAUCGUCGAGGGCCUCACACUCAGCGACUUUGCCAAGACCAAGUUGAGCGUAACUGGCAAAGAGCUACAGGAGGAGAAGGACGAGGCGCUGUCUGUAUUGGAUUCGAAUGUGUCCAACUUGUAGAAGAGUAGGUGACAUUAAGCCGGAAUUAUUAAUUUCAUAGUUGUGCAUUUAGGAACAAAGUUCAUGGCAAUAAAAACGAUUUGUAAAUAA